AUGGGCCACAGCGACUUGAUAAUAGAAGAAGAGUUUGAUCCUUCUUUACUUGGCUUGGAAGUGCCAGACCACCUUUUAACGCCGUCGCAAGGAUCUCAAGCUGAAGUUCGAGAGGAUCUCUUGCAGAAUGGUGUUCAGAAUAAUCGAUUAGACAGACAUAAGAUUGGCAAUGACCGACUUCAUUUCGUUCAUAACAAUCCCAAUCCCCAAUCUCAGAAUCAGAAUCAGAAUCAGAAUCAGAAUGUCAGGAAACACACAGCUCUAGAGUUAUUACGAGCUAUAAGCGAAUCUUACAUACCCGUCAAUUCGCAUAAUACAACAACAACAUCAUCAUCAUCAUCAUUCCCUAUCAUCGCUGCAAAUGGGAACCAAGUUCAUGGCAAGCUUCACAAUGUUUCUCCGCUUAUCAACGGUAUCAGCCAUGAAGAACCGAUAGCUCGAGAUUUUGUCGAUGAAGUGGAUCAUCCGUCACCUCAUUCAGUCAAUGGGACCCAUAACACAUCUUGGGCAGAUGAUCAUCACAGCCGCCAUGACGAACAACAGUCGAUAUCGUCGGAAACGGAGCCAACAGAUUCUUGCCUGUCUACAAUCACCAGCUUAGGAGAUACAGCAUCGUAUGAGGAGACAGAGACGAAACCUCGUUCGUACCUCAAGAUCAUCCGUGUUAGAAUACCAGGUAGUAAGCGAUAUCGACAAGCCAUAAGGGUAUACCGACCACCUCCGUCGUCAACUUCCAUCGACGAUACGACCAUCGAUCCUUCGAUCGCAUCUGCUCUGGUUCCAGAACCAGAAAUAGAGCCAGAGAUGCAUUCACAAUUCCAAAAGGACAUAUAUCAUACAUUUGGUAAAGACCUGAUUCACAAGAUCGUUCAUCAAUCUAAAUUGGAUUCGACAAGUGGAGCGACAUUCCCAUCGAUAUUAAGAGAUCUAUUCCUCUCUCUUUCGGAUGUACAUACGACCCUGAAGAUCGUCAAUCAUAUGAGAAGACAAGUGGAUCUACCAGUCUUAGAAUUCAGACGAAUGAACAGAAUAGAAUUGAGGAAACUUAUAGCUAAAAUGAGAGAAGGAUUGUAUAUCGAUCUGGUAUCAGCUCUGAUCUUGCCUCUAGCUCAGAAUAAUCCGAGAAAGGCUGGAGAAGGGAAAGGGACGGAUACUGAAUUCGCAACUACAGAUGAAGAGAAAGUCAAAGUAACUUUGACACCGACAAACUUGAAAAUUAUGGAAAAGAAAUUGCCUAAAGUCUUCCCUGGCGAGAAGAGCUUGAUUAAGAGUUUUCUCAGCGAGGAUCAUAGAUAUGCGUAUGGUGAGACCAUGGGACAUGUAGUCUGGCAAGGUGGGAUUGGGAAAGUCAGGGGGAAAGGUGAAGGUGGAUUUAGAGGCAAGGAAGAUCUUGAGGGGGAUACGCAUAUCUAUGUGGAUCACUCGAAUAUCCUGCAUGGUCUCAUACAAUACCUUUACGCCAAUCCUUCCGAUGCCCUACCUCCGCGACAUCUACGUACUCUCUCUCUCCCAGCCCUAUCCCUCCUACUUCGAAGAGGGAGAUACACCCCACCUGGAUCGCUACACCUCGUAGCUUCAUCACCUCUACAGCAAAAUCUCGAUGUACUAGUAAGACUAGGAUGGGAAAUAUCAGUGUUGAAAAGAGUGGAAUUGUACGAGGAUGAAAUUGAGGAUUCAACUUCGGUUAAAAUAAUCAAUAAAGCGCAGACGAAGCUACCUACAGCGACUAUAACGUGUAAUGCUGGAUUGGGAGGAGGGGUGAGAAGGUAUAAGGAACAAGGUGUAGAUGAGAUCCUACAUCUGAAGAUACUACAAAUCCUCAAUGAGAAGGGUACGAUCCCAAGAUCGGCUAAAGCAAGUACGAAUACUUUGGUAUUAGCUACUGGCGAUGCGAGAGGAGGUCAAUUUAAUAAAGAUGGAUUCCCGGGUGCUGUAAGGGAAGCGAUCAAGAGAGGUUGGAAUGUUGAAUUGUGGUCUUUCACUUCGGGUCUGUCGAGAGCAUGGAAGGAUAUCGCCAGAAGGGAAAGAUGGUAUGAGAUAGGUAGAUUCACCAUUUGGGCGUUGGAUGAUUGGGCGGAACAGUUAGUGGAAGUUGGCGAAGAAGAUUAUUAUUGA
This is a messenger RNA of Kwoniella mangroviensis CBS 8507, 2115 nucleotides long. RefSeq lists its product as uncharacterized. Lineage: Eukaryota; Fungi; Basidiomycota; Tremellomycetes; Tremellales; Cryptococcaceae. The transcript has 4 exons. Bases 1 to 2115 code for a protein of 704 amino acids. The record is from RefSeq and is a predicted model, not a curated record.